CAACUGGCUUUUUCUCCUUUCCAAAGGUUCUUUUUGGGAGUUGCAGGUUUUAAGGAAACCCUAAAAUUCUCUCUCGAACUUCCACUAAAGAAGGUUGCUUUUGUUUCUAGGAUAAAGUUAUAGCUUGGUUAUGCUAUCUUCUUAGGUUAAAGAUAUGGGGAUGAGAGGGCUGAAGCUCUGUUGAAAUUCUAGGUUUGAGGAAUAGAGGUUGAAGCUCUGUGAGAAACUUGAUUUCUGAGGUUAGGAUCUGAGAGAGAGAGAGAGAGGUAUCAGAGGGUUAGAUGUCAAAGGAGAAGCUCAAUUUGGUGGUUAGGGAUCUGGAGAGAGGUGGGGGUCACUAUUGGGGAACUGAGUCAUUGGGUUUGAAAGUUAGGGUUAGGGAUCUGUAAAGGGAAGGUCGGUUGGUUUCAUGGAGGCCUUGUCUCAUAGCUGGUGUUGAUGUUUUGUUUAAGGGAUCUGAGAACAAGGAGUAGUGUUGAGGGAUUUGGUGGGUUUGGGCGUUUUGCUUUGUUUGUUGUCGAAAAGGUUGGGUUUUUUGGUUUGAAUGAGCGUGGAGAUUCUGGGUCUUGUUCAAUUGGGAAAUGGGGAGUUUCAGGCCUUUCCGGAGCUGGUUUCAUGGGGCUAGGAUUUGAAGGUCUGUUUUAAAGAUCUGCAAUUUCUAAAGGAAAAUCAAGGGCUUGUAUGUUUAUUGAAUCUGUUGCAUUCAAUAGUUAGUGGUGUCUUCCAAGUGGUAUUAGUAUGAGGAUUUCUAUAAUUGAUUAGAAAGGAAGAGAAAGAGAAAUUACAGCCGAGGCGAUUGUGAGGAUGUGAUUUUAGUCCAAUGACCCUUGCAAAAGAACCAAAAUUUAUUGUUUUAGCACUUGAAGAAUGCUAUAGUGCUAGUUAGUUAGAAAAAAUCAAGGGAGUGAGCAGGCAAAUCAAUUAUCUUUGCAGAUUCAGGGUCUGGAUAACCAAUUGCAUCCUAGAAAAAUCAUAGAAAAAGAGGAACUUUUGAUACUUGGGUGUUGAGAAAUCAGCUGAAAGAGGUAUUUUUUAUGCCUGGGUUUUAAGAAAUAUUCUGAAAUUUUUCUCAAACUGAGCAGAAGUCAAAGGUGCGUGUUUGUUUUUCUGGGUUUCAUGCCUGCUCAUUGCCAAGAAAGCACAUAUUUAGCUCAGAUAUAUGUAAUCUGGUUGAAGAGAUUGUACCCACAAGCAAAGCAUUUUUUGCUAUUAUGGCCCAUGCUGUUCCUUUAACAAGUUGUUGGCCAAGUCACAUCUUUUUGGAAGUGAUGAAUUGCCAACAUUUGGAAGAAUAAUCUUUGAAGUGUGAAAUUUCUUGAAAUGGAGAACUAUGGUAAGUUUUGGAAAGAUGAGGAUAGGGCCAUGGUGGAAGCUGUUCUGGGGCCCCAAGCAUUCGAGUACCUGACAACUAGCAACAAUGUCUUAUCUGAGGGAGUUCUAACCUCCAUUAGUGAUGGCAGUUUGCAGCAAAAGCUGUGCGAUUUAGUGGAGAAAUCGACCCCUUCAAUUAACUGGACCUAUGCCAUCUUUUGGCAAUUCUCUCGAUCAAAAACCAAUGAUCUUGUUCUGGGGUGGGGCGAUGGCUAUUGCCGAGAACCAAAGGAAGGAGAAGGAGAAGAAGGACCAAUCAACCGACCCGAUCAGAAAAUGCGAAAGAGGGUGUUACAAAGGCUUCACACUUUUUUCGGGGGUUCAGAAGAGGACAACUAUGCAGUGGGUUUGGACAAAAUUUCUGAUACAGAGAUGUUUUACCUUACUUCCAUGUAUUACUCGUUUCCUCGUGGGGUUGGGCUGCCUGGUAAAGCCUUAACAGCUGGAAAACCCAUCUGGAUUAGUGACCCAGAGAGUUGUUUUGCUCAUUACUCUUCGAGGUCAUAUCUUGCUAAAUGUGCAGGUUUCAAAACCCUUGUUUGCUUUCCUAUUGAAACUGGGGUUUUAGAGCUUGGUUCAGUGAACUCAAUUCCUGAAUACCAAAGUAUAUUACAUGAAAUCAGGUCUAUAUUGACGGGUGUCUAUUCUUCUAAUCCCCAAGCCUCAGCUUCAUACCCAAAAAUUUUUGGGCAUGACUUAAGGUUAGGAAGAGACAAAUUGCAACACACUGGUAAUGAACUGUUAGCGGCUAAGGUGGAAGAAAAGGAAUAUCCCAAUGUUUUGGGUCCCCCACAAGAGAGAGUCUCUCUUCCAAUGAUGGGAGGUAAGAAAGAGAUGAGUUGGAACCAAGUUCAUAAUGUUGACUCAGGAGAGAUCUAUAAGCCCCAAGCUUUUCAGAAACAUGGGGGUGGUAUUCUGAUCACUAACAGUGAAAAUGUUUAUGGCAAGUAUUCUAAUGGUGGAAACAGUGUGGGAGAUAACAAUAGAACAAAGUUGUUUCCUCAACAAAGGCAGAUUGACUUUACAGGAGCUUCGCGAAGUCCUGUAUUGAUGCCUGUGAACCAUCAUAUGGGGGCCCUGGAAUCAGAGCUCUCUGAUAAAGAAGAGAGAGCACCUCAGGCUGAUGAGAGGAGACCAAGAAAGAGAGGAAGAAAGCCAGCAAAUGGAAGAGAGGAGCCUCUGAAUCACGUUGAAGCAGAGCGCCAGAGGAGAGAGAAGCUUAACCAGCGGUUCUAUGCUUUGAGAGCUGUGGUUCCAAAUAUCUCUAAGAUGGAUAAGGCCUCUUUGCUUGGAGAUGCCAUUAGUUACAUAACAGACCUACAGAAGAAGCUCAGAGACAUGGAGGCUGAGAAAGAGAAGCAAGCCAGCUCUUCAGAAGCCAAAGCAGCUGAUGAUCAGAAGCUAGGUUUGGUUCCUGAGAUUGAUAUUCAAACAGUGAACGAGGAGUUGAUCAUUUGUUUGAGCUGCCCAUUGGAUGAGCACCCAAUUGCUAAAGUUGUCGAGACACUUCGAGAAAUGCAGGUUACAGUGCAAGAAUCUAGGGUUUGCACAAGAGAAGACUCAGUUCUCCAUACUUUUGUGAUCAAGCCCCAUGUAGGAACAGAGCAGUUGUUAAAAGGGAAGUUGAAUGCUGCACUCUCUAGAUGACCCACGUCAUGGGCUACGAGCUAACACUAAAGCCAUUAACUGCCUGGUAUGAAUACUUAAGACUCUUUUGAUCUUUGUAUCAAGGUGCAUUUAGUUAUGGUAAUUUUUGGAUUAUAGUGUAUAUCCAUGCCCUUUGCACCAUAUAGGGACAGAGGCGCACAAUUAGUGAACGGUGAAAGAAGGUGCACAAUGUUUUUUUUUUUUAGAGUAUUAAGUACAAUCUUGUCCUCAUUUUGUUUUAGUGAAAUGAGCUUCUUUGUAGCGUUUUAAGUGUAGGUUAAAAUAUGGAUAGUUCUAAUCCACGAUCACAAGCUCAUUCAAAACCUCAUUUUUCUUUUUUAUACAUGAGGAGAACUACUGUUCUUGCAGUUUUUUUGAUGGGCCCAUGGGCACCGUCAAAAACAGUCUCCCUGUUAUAAGAAAUGUAAUGGACAUGUCUAAUGGAUUUUUUUCUUUCUUUUAUUUAUUAUGGUUGUAAAUGCUGAUCAUAUGUAUUAAACGUGGCUUUUGGAUGGAUGAGUGAUGGUUUCA
This is a messenger RNA of Amborella trichopoda, 3549 nucleotides long. RefSeq names its product transcription factor MTB1. Lineage: Eukaryota; Viridiplantae; Streptophyta; Magnoliopsida; Amborellales; Amborellaceae. Gene Ontology annotation, molecular function: transcription cis-regulatory region binding; protein dimerization activity; DNA-binding transcription factor activity. The record is from RefSeq and is a predicted model, not a curated record. Gene Ontology annotation, biological process: regulation of DNA-templated transcription. Gene Ontology annotation, cellular component: nucleus.